Lepisosteus oculatus (spotted gar) is the source of this 2451-nucleotide messenger RNA. RefSeq names its product oligodendrocyte lineage transcription factor 2 (gene olig2). The record is from RefSeq and is a predicted model, not a curated record. Gene Ontology annotation, biological process: positive regulation of transcription by RNA polymerase II; sensory organ development; myelination. Gene Ontology annotation, molecular function: DNA-binding transcription factor activity, RNA polymerase II-specific; protein dimerization activity; E-box binding. Lineage: Eukaryota; Metazoa; Chordata; Actinopteri; Semionotiformes; Lepisosteidae. Gene Ontology annotation, cellular component: nucleus.
GCUCUUCACAAAGACUGUCCUUUCGCAGUUACACCACAAAUUUCACUUCUCAUUUCAAGUGCUGUUUAGCUCCUUCUUAUAUAAAACUCCACACUGUUCAACGAACUAUUAUACCGCACCCUUUCGGUUUCUAAACUUAUAUGCCAUAUAUGGUAGAGCUGAAUAAUUUCUUUCUCUGUAAUGUAAUUUCUAGAAAGGAACUGAUUAUUACCAAGAAAAACAACAAAUUGUCAAACGUGUUUCAUCAUCAUUAUUGUUGUGUGUGUUGCCUGGUCUAGAAAUCUGGUCCCCUGCAAACCAACACCACUGGCAGAGUGUGUAGUAUUCAAUUCAUUGAGCCUUAGUUCUUUGUAAUGACAUCAGAUUCAAAGCUCCCACCCCCUCUCUUUUCCAGUUAGCAGUAGCUUAUUGGUCCAUCAGCCUCGGCAUUAGAGACAAUAACAUUGUCCCUAGACUUGCCCUCAUUCUCGAGUUUACUAUAAAAAGCAGCUGUAAUGACCAAAGUGGUUAAUAGGCUGACACCACUAAGUGGAGGUAACAAGGGGAACUUUAACACUUUCUGUGUAUAUCAGCAUUGCCUUCGGAACUAAGGUGAACUGAAAUCUAAGAAAAUGGAAUCUGAUGCCAGUUUAGUGUCUAGCAGGCCAUCGUCUCCUGAGGUGGAUGAUAUUUUUCUAUCCACAGUCAGAAAAACUGCCGGCUUUUCGGGCACUGUAUCCUCCACACAGAGCGACUCUCCACCGGAGUUAAAUGCAGAAGUCCGGUCUGCUACAAGUCCCGUCGAGGACGGGUGCACCUUGAAAAUGUUAUCGAAGAAAGAUCGAAAGCUUCUCUCAGAGUCUGAAUUGCAGCAAAUGAGGCUGAAGAUCAACAGCCGGGAGAGAAAGAGAAUGCACGACCUUAACAUUGCCAUGGACGGGCUCCGAGAAGUAAUGCCUUACGCGCACGGUCCUUCUGUGCGAAAGCUUUCCAAGAUUGCCACACUUCUCCUGGCGAGAAAUUAUAUCCUAAUGCUGAGUAACUCCCUGGAAGAAAUGAAAAGGCUCGUCAGUGAAAUAUACGGGGGUCACCACAGCGGUUUUCAUCCUUCAGCUUGCGGAACUAUGGCACACACGGGACCUCUACCAGGGCACCCUGCUUCUCACGCAUCUCAUCCUGUUCAUCAUUCCAUUAUCCCGCCAGCCGUUUCAACCGCAUCUCUCUCCGGACCCAGUAUCUCGGCGGUGACCUCAGUUAGACCUCAUCACGGACUCCUGAAAUCUCCUUCAGCCGCCGCAGGACCCCUGGGUAGUAGUUUUCAGCACUGGGGAGCUGGAAUGCCUUGUCCGUGUAGCAUGUGCCAAGUGCCUCCUCCGCACGUCUCCAGCAUGACCUCAGUGAGCAUGCCAAGGCUAACUACUGACACUAAAUGACUUGAUAUUCAGUAAGAUGCGAACUUGUUGAUAGCUGUUUGUACUUUCGCAGGCUACUCACUGGUGUUUCACGUCUACAUCGAGACGUACAACAUAGACGUUUGUUCUGGUCUUGAAACUUGUAGUUUAUUUUCUUGUUAAGAUUUGUAUGUACAGUAGUACAGAUUCCAGGGGCUUGAUUAUUAAUUGAAAUCUCCUAACAUCACUUUUUUUUCUUUUUUUUUUCCAAUAUCGACGUCCAUUCGUGUUCUAAAUCAAUGUUUUGGCGAAGAGAAAAAAUAUAUAACCGAUUAUAUUAUAUAAGUAGAAUUCACUUUAAUUUGACUACCUUAUUUUAUAAACUUCAAUAGGAAUUUUAAUAGAAGAAAAAUAGCUCUAUGCUUACAGGCUUAUACCGUAGAAGACAACACUAAGAUGUUUUUUUUCAUCUUUUGGACUACUUGUGCAAUUAUUGUUUUCUUUCAGAAAGUUUUUCAUGCAUGUUCAAAUAUCGACUACAGUACGUCGAAUUUGAAUAAGUACUUGAAAAAACACACAAUUGUAAAUUAAUAUUUUGGUAAACGCAAAUAGUUCACUUUAUUCCUUGUAACACACCACUGUUUCCCUUACAGUUCUUUAAGAAAAUCUAAUAAUAUGUAAAUAUAGUAUAGAAACAGAACUCAAACGAAAAUACAAUGGAAUCUAAUUUGUAUUAAAUAACUUUUAUGUUACUUUUGCUGCAAUGGAAUGUAUUUCCUUUGUGUCUCUGCUAAUUAGUUUGCUUUGUUAACGUUUGUAUCAAGUAUACCAUCUUGUUUUUCUUUUUUUAUUUUGUCAUUAUUAAGAUAAAACGCAUUCAAGUACACUGCUUGACUGAUGUCAACACAGUAUUUGACCCGUUUAGUGUUUGUAAAGCAUGCCAUUUUCACUGCCAGUCAAAAAGAAUUACCGCCUCUUUAUUUUUUAUAAAAAGUGCUAAAUAAUAUUUAUUAUUUCACUGGGACUUUAAAUGAGUGAUGAAGUGUUGCGAUUUUAAAUAAAAAAAAUAAAGUUUUUUGUA